Molecule: messenger RNA, 1113 nt
Organism: Fundulus heteroclitus (mummichog)
Lineage: Eukaryota; Metazoa; Chordata; Actinopteri; Cyprinodontiformes; Fundulidae
Product: protein rapunzel
Exons: 2
Coding region: 133-819 (228 amino acids)
Source: RefSeq, a predicted model, not a curated record
UGGCAAUGAGGGGCUGGCCUUAGCUGAGAUCUGUGGAAAAUGGUGGACAGGCGCGUCAGACAGCUGCUGUAGACGGGACUGGAUACAAGCAAUUUUAUCUCUGUAAAUCAGCGUGGAAGGAGACUUGCAGCUAUGGCUGACGCUCAACAAAUCAAGAAAACCGCAGCCAAAGUGCUGGGCUGUGUGGAGAAGGUGUCCUCCUUCGCCUCCUCCAUCGAUCCCAUCUUUGGUGUUGUCUCCUCUCUGGUCGGUGUAGCCAGAAAGGGCUUGACGGAUAAGGAGGCCCAUCCUCUGGACAAGGACUUCCAGGCCAUCCACGACAAACUGGAGAGCAUCUCCCAGAAGAACCAUCAAUGCCUGAAUAAGAUCCGCAUCGACGAGGUGAACGAAACCUUCGGCAAGUAUGAAGAGUACAUCAGGCACCAGUACGAUGCCUUCAACACCAUGGUGACAAUGGUGAAGAAAGAUCCAGACAACAGCGAGGUGCACAUGGAGACCUUUGAAAAGACAUAUGAGAGGGACAAGUCGGAAAUGGGCCUGGAUGUUUUCUACCGCGGUGUGAUCGGCACAGACGCGGUGUUUGCAAGACCCCUGCUGGAUGUGUAUUUUAAGAACUGUGAUGGAGACCGUGAAAUCAUGGAGCGCCGCUGCUCUCACAUCGCACACCUCUUCCACAUUGGCCUCAUCGCGCUGAUGGGGUACACUGCUGUUACUUACGACGAUGAAGAAGAGGUGCGUGAGAAGUGGGCUGAAAGGGUGUUAGAAAUCCAGAAGAAGAUGGAGGAGGUUCUCAGUCGGUGUGAAAGCAAGUCAUCCUGAACAGAGACUAAUAAAAGGAUGUUCUCUGACUUUGCUUCCAGCACAGAGAAGAGUCUGUAAUCUCAUGAGGAAAAAUAAUAAAUGAUGUGAUAUUAAAUAAAAACUAUCUACCGGUGUACAUACACAAAUACCAAAACCAAAGCCAUGUUAGAUGUGUGCACGGGUUUAGUUAUAGUAUCGACUGCAAUUAUGAUUCCCAAAAUGACAGUACAACUAUGCUGCUUUGUGUCACAUCUCAAUAAAUGCUGGUUUUAUACAAUCUGUUCAACUAAAUAAAUUAUUUAACUGGUUCCA